Messenger RNA from Anopheles cruzii, 6207 nucleotides. RefSeq names its product protein crumbs (gene crb). The transcript has 10 exons. NCBI's taxonomy places the organism in Eukaryota, Metazoa, Arthropoda, Insecta, Diptera, Culicidae. Gene Ontology annotation, molecular function: calcium ion binding. Gene Ontology annotation, biological process: establishment or maintenance of epithelial cell apical/basal polarity; heterophilic cell-cell adhesion. Gene Ontology annotation, cellular component: protein-containing complex; plasma membrane. The coding region runs from base 1 to 6207 and encodes 2068 amino acids. The record is from RefSeq and is a predicted model, not a curated record.
AUGAGAAUCCGCAGUUUGCUGGUCGGCCCGGCCAGUCUCGGGUUGUUUGUCAUCGCGAUCCUUCAGUGCACGGCGCCAACCGUGACGGCCGUGCAGACGGAAAAGGAAGCCUACUUCAAUGGAUCCGCGUACCUUCGGUUAAAAACGCCAAUGACCCUAUGGAGCUAUUCGGCGAUUAGCUUUAAGACGUGUCGAGGUGGAGAGAUUCUCUCGCAACGCUACUCCGGCCACGCACUGCUGCUGUCCGUCCUGCCGGACUGGGUGUCGAUCGUGCUGUCAACGCCGGCGCAGGCUCCACUGGAGGCUCGGGUUAUCGGCCGGCUGCUGGACAACCGGUGGCACACGCUGGAGCUGGUGUACCAGCUCGGUUCGCUGUAUCUCGUCAUCGAUAAGCAACCGAGCCUGCUGGCCAACCAGACGUACAACGCGCCGCUGAUCGCCGAUCAGGAGAUCAAGAACGAGGCAGCCGUCCUGAUCCUGGGCAAGCAGUACUCCGGCUGUCUGCUGCACGGACCCGGCCUAGUGUUCAACGCGAGCGCCAUGAACGCCGAGGCGGUCGUCUUCGGCCCUUGCCCGCUGGCCAACGGUCCCUGCAGCCCGGACCACGACGUGUUGGUCGGUGUCCCGGUCGACUACUGUUCGCACGAUCCUUGCAUGCAGCACGGUACCUGCAUCUCCCGCACUGACUCCUACGAGUGCCAGUGUACGGCCCGGUUCAAGGGCAAAAACUGUGAGAUCGACAUGGGCCCCCCGUGCCAGUCGUUCCCGUGCCAACACGGUGGAUCCUGUGCGGAGGACUCCAAGGGCGACUUCCGGUGUACGUGCGCCCCCGGGUACACUGGCGCCCUGUGCGAGACGGAACUGAGCGUGCAUCCGCUGUGUGAGAAGAAUCCGUGUGCCAACAAUGGCACGUGCCGGGUUGCGCCCGGAACCCCGGGUGUGGAGUGCGAGUGCCUGCAGGGUUUCAGCGGGGCGCGGUGCGAGAUCAACUGGGACGACUGCAAGUCGAACGUGUGCCUGAACGGGGGCCGCUGCAUCGACGGCGUCGACGCGUUCACCUGCGACUGCAAGGGCACCGGGUACGCCGGAACGCUCUGCCAGAAUAACAUCGACGAAUGCCUCGUGAACCCGUGCCUGAACGGUGGCACCUGCUUCGACACCUACGGCGCGUACCUCUGUGACUGCCCAACCGGUUUCACCGGCUCCAACUGUCAGCUAAGUGUCAACGAGUGCAUCUCCCAGCCAUGUCAAAAUGGGGGAACGUGCGUGGACACGCGGGAAGGCUACGACUGUCGGUGUGUGCCCGGAUACGGUGGCCAGCACUGCGAACUGGAGCCUGGGUGCGGCCAGUGUCCAUCCGACUCGGAGUGCAUCGCAGGCCGGUGCGUCUGCAAACCCGGAACCACAGGAACUCGCUGCGAGUCACCGAUCGCGCUGCCGUACUCGGACUCGGAGUGCUCCUGUCUCAACGGCGGAAGCUGCGCCCCGAACGGAUCGGCCACCUGUCUCUGCCCGGCCGGCUUCGAUGGGCCACGGUGUGAGCGGGAAACGGGUGGCAGUAACGGUAACCCUCCGGCCGGAAGCAACUGCAAUCCGUCCAACUGUGCUGAACCGUUCCGGUGCGUCGCCGGCAAGUGCCAGUGUCCGGAGAACAUGAACUGCGACAAUCCGUGUGCGUCGUCGCCGUGCCUACACAACGGGUCGUGCUAUCCGCAGGGCCAAACCGGGGGAUACGGCUGCAAGUGCGCGUCCGGGUUCGAGGGCAAGCGGUGCGAGAACGAUAUCGACGAGUGCAAGCGGGACGGUAUCUGCGGGAACGGCAUCUGCCAGAAUACGCCCGGUUCGUUCCGGUGCUUCUGCACGCCCGGUUACACCGGGCUUAACUGCGAUCUCGACGUCGACGAGUGCCUGAGCCACCCGUGCAAGAACAGUGCCGAGUGCCAGAACAAGCAGAACGACUACGAAUGCAUCUGCCCGGCCGGGUACACCGGCAAGGACUGCAGCGUGGACAUCGAUGAGUGUGAGAGCAACCCGUGCUCGAAGGGAUCGACGUGCCUCGACCAGGUGGCCAACUUUACGUGCAUGUGCAUCCCCGGCAUGACGGGGCGGCUGUGUGAGAUCGAUAUUGACGAUUGUGAGAGUCAACCCUGCCAGAACGCUGGCCGGUGCAUCGAUCAGCUCGGCGGCUUCCAGUGCGACUGCAAUGCGACCGGCUACUCCGGUAUCUACUGCCAGACGAACAUCAACGAGUGCGAAUCGAACCCGUGCACGAACGGGGCCGAGUGUGUGGACAAAAUCAACGACUACCAGUGCAACUGCUUCCCGGGGUACACCGGAAAGAACUGCGAGGAGGACAUCGAUGAGUGCGAAAGUGGCCCUUGCCUGUUUGGCGGCAGUUGCCUGCAGCGCUCAAACUACACCCUGUACCAGUCGUCGGCCGCGGCCGCCGGUGCCCGCGGCUUACCGGCGCACUUUGGCCAACCGUUCUCGUACGCGAUCGCCGCCGGUUACGAGUGCAUCUGCGUGCCGGGCACGGUCGGGACGAACUGCGAAACGAACAUCAACGAGUGCGAAAACCACCCGUGCCGGAAUGGGGUGUGCGUCGACGGGAUCGGCAACUACUCGUGCGAGUGUGACUCCGGCUUCGAGGGUGCCCACUGCGAGACCGAUAUCGAUGAGUGCCUCCGGUUCCGGCCUUGCGUCCACGGGACGUGUAUGGAUGGACCGAACAUGUACACGUGCGACUGCGAUGGAUUGUGGGGCGGCAAGAACUGCUCGGUGAAGCUGACGGGCUGCGUGAACGAACCGUGCCUUAACGGUGGAACCUGCGUUCCGUACCUGGAGGACGAAACGCAGCACAUCUUCAACUGCUCCUGCCAGCAGGGCUUCCAGGGGAAGACGUGCGAUACGGUCACGACGAUGUCGCUGGUGGCCCGCAGUUUGCUGGUGGUCAACACGACCCGAGUCGAAGGAUACGACAUACAGCUGCGCUUCAAAACGACCCUCCCGAACGGUAUCCUGGCGUUCGGGAACGGUGCUACAUCCUACAUUCUGGUGCUGAACAACGGGCGUCUGAACCUUCACUCUGCCCUGCUGAACCGCUGGGACGGAGUGUUUAUCGGUUCGGAACUGAACAACAGCAAGUGGCAGAAGGUGUUUGUGGCGAUCAACUCCUCGCACCUGGUGCUAUCGGCCAACGACGAGCAAACGAUCUAUCCCAUCAACUCGUACGAGGGGACCAACGGUAGCAACACAUCCUUCCCGAUCACGUACCUUGGCGGGACGACACCGACGUUGGCCCAACCGUACCUCAAACACAUCGCCGGGGCCGUGCCGAGCUUCGUCGGCUGUAUGGAGGAUGUGGUCAUUAACAGCCAGUGGGUGCUGCCGGGCCAGGAGCAAGAGUUUACGACGCUUCACAACAUCGACACCGGUUGCCCCCGAACACCGCAGUGUGAUCCGAAUCCGUGCCACUCGAACGGCCACUGCACCGAUCUGUGGCACACGUUCGCCUGCAGCUGUCAGCGACCGCACUUGGGCCAUACCUGCAAGUACAACAUCACGGCCGCUACGUUCGGGCAUGAAAAUACCACCAACUCCACCGUGAAGGUGAUGGUCAGCGAUUCGGCCCGGCGGGCCAUCCGUUCGAUGCUGUACAUCUCGAUGUUCAUCCGCACCCGCAAACCGACCGGCCAGGUGUUCUACCUCGGCUCGGAUCCGGACAAUCAAAGCACCACGAACCAGGGAGGAGCCCCGGGAGACGACUCGUACGUGGCCGCGUUCCUGUCCAAGGGUGAACUGUUGGUGCGCAUGAUCUUCAACGAUACGCCCGAGGGGUACACGGUCGGUGGGAACAAACUGGACAACGGGUAUCUGCAUCUGAUCGAGGUGAUCCGCACCUCGACCAACCUGAUUCAAGUGAAGCUGAACGGGACGGAGUAUUUCCGCAAAACACUGUCCACCUCGGGGCAGCUGAAUGCCCAGGUGCUGUACCUGGGAGGACCACCGCCGCACGCCGACACCAUCAACAGUCUGUACAAGGACGACUCGGAGAAGCAGUACUUCAAGGGCAUCAUCCAGGACGUGCAGGUGUCGAACGGAUCGCACGCGAUGAUCGUCGAGCUGUACCCGUUGAACGAGGAGGGGCUUGAGCUGCCGCCCCCCUUCGGGCAGGUCACGAUCGAUCGGAACUCCGUGCUGGAGGGCAUCGUUUCGGACGAUCUGUGUCGCAGCCAGCCGUGCUACCAUGACGCGUACUGCGAGAACACUUGGAACGAUUUCAUAUGUACGUGUCCUCGGGGCUACAAGGGCAAAUACUGUCAGGACAUACAGUUCUGUGAGCUACAAAAGUGUCCGAUGAAUGCCACCUGCCAGAACCUGGACGCCGGGUACGAGUGCAUCUCCAACAUGACGUUCCACGACAAGGACAAGGAACCGUUGGUGUUCUCGUUCGACGAGGCCGACCGCAAGGACACCAGCAUGGACACGAUCGAAAUCUCGUACCGCACCAAGUUCGGUGGCACCCUGCUGUACGUGCACGAUGCGGACAUGUACUUCGAAAUCUCCACCAUCCGGCAGCUGGUGACGAUCUCGUGGCUGCUGUCGAACGAUCUGCCCGAAACGCACCGCUUCCAGUACGAGGCGGAGGACGACGACGACAGCUACGACUGGCACACGGUGCUGGUGAAGGUGAGCCAGGACGGUAAACUGGAGGCCGGCUGGAAGGGCUGGGAGACGGCCAUCGACCCGCAGCCGAGCCUGUCGCUCGACAUCGAUUACUUCGCGUACCGGCAUCUGUUCUCCGGCCGGCAGCAGAUCUAUCUGGGCGGUAUGCCCGAGAUGGCGCACAUCGAGAACAACUCGGUCGUCAGCGGUGGCAUCGACAAGGGCUCAUCGUUCAAGGGUUGCCUCGGGGAGACGCGUGUCGGGGGCUUCUUGCUGCCGUACUUCCCGCACGAUGCCAUCUACCCGGACACGUUUAACUUUACACAGGCCCACUUUACGCUCAACUCGAGCCAACCGGACCAGGGUUGCAUCCUUUGCUUCCAGCAGUCCUGCAAAAAUGGUGGUGUUUGCAGUGACCCCUCGGAACGCUACGCCUGCGACUGUCCGGCCGGGUACGAGAGCGAUGACUGCUCGCAGAACAUCGACGAGUGUCUGUCGGCCAACUGUACCAACGGGGCGACGUGCGUCGAUGGAGUGGCCAGCUUCACGUGUCAGUGUGUCGAAGGCUACGAAGGCCAGCUGUGCGAGAUCGAGAUCAACGAGUGUGCUUCGAACCCGUGCCACAAUGGCGGUGUCUGUGUGGAUCUGCUGGCCGGGUUUUCCUGCACUUGCACGGAGGAGUACGCUGGGCCGCAGUGUGACGUGUUCCGGUUGGUGACGUGUGAAAAUGCACCCUGCAGCAACGGAUCGCGUUGCAUUGAUGGAUACAACAUGACCACCGGGAACAACUUUACGUGCUCGUGUAGCGCCGGGUUUGCCGGUCCCCUGUGUGACGUACCGUACUGCCAGCUGGAGCGGUGCAAAAACGGUGGCAUCUGCGAAACGGAGGCCGCGAUUCCGCACUGUAACUGCCUGCCGGGCUACGUGGGUACGUUCUGCGAAACGGAACUGAAUGAGUGCGAAUCGGCACCCUGUCUCAACGGUGGCCAGUGUAUCGACUUCAUCAACGAGUACCACUGCAACUGCAACGGAACGGGCUUCGAUGGGAAAAACUGCGAACACGACAUCAACGAGUGUGUGCUCGAGCGGAUAAGCUGCGGCGGGCGCGGCGAUUGUAUCAACACGAGAGGGUCCUUCCGGUGUCGCUGCGAUGAAGGAAUGUGCGGUAAGGACUGUGCCCAGUUUGAUCCGUGCCAGCAGAAUCGCAACAUCUGCCUGAACGGUGGCACGUGCGUGGAGGACUGUGACAAGGAACGGAGAUACUUCUGUAACUGUACCGCCGGCUACACGGGUUUCAACUGUUCCGAGCAGGCCACACUCGAAGCGGAAGAAGCAUCCGGGGCCGACAUCGUCCUGAUCGUGGUACCGGUCGUGAUCGGCAUACUGACGAUAGCCGGAGCACUGAUUGGCACGUUCCUGGUGAUGGCGCGCAAUAAGCGGGCCACCCGAGGCACCUACAGCCCGAGUGCGCAGGAGUACUGCAACCCAAGACUGGAGAUGGACAACGUGCUUAAACCACCCCCGGAGGAGCGACUAAUCUAA